AUGGCCCCCGCCGCCGCCAGCCCCCCGGAGGUGGUCCGCGCGGCGCAGAAGGACGACUACUACCGCGGCGGGCUGCGGAGCGCGGCGGGCGGCGCCCUGCACAGCCUGGCGGGCGCGAGGAAGUGGCUGGAGUGGAGGAGGGAGCUCGAGCUGCUCUCCGACGUCGCCUAUUUUGGCCUCACCACGCUCGCAGGCUACCAGACCCUCGGGGAGGAGUACGUCGGCAUCGUCCAGGUGGACCCGUCUGGGCGCCGCGUGCCCUGGCUGCGCCGCGGCCUGCUGGUGGCCCUGCACGCCGUCCUGCCCUACCUGCUGGACAGAGCCCUGCUGCACCUGGAGCACGAGCUGCAGGCAGAUGGUGGUGGGCGGCCCUCCCAAGGCAGCCUGGCGCUGGGGGGCGCCGGCUCAGGGGCCCGGCGUCUGGUGCAGCGGCACACGGCCGGGCUGUCGGAGCCGCAGCGGAGGGCGCUCCUGCAGGUCACAGCGGGAUUGCGGUGGGGCCUGGGCUGCCUGCAGCGGCUCCACGUAGCUUGGUUCUACAUCCACGGCACCUUCUACCACCUGGCCAAGCGGCUGGCAGGCGUGGCCUAUCUCCGCGUCCACCGCCCGCCCGCAGAAGACACGCAGGCGCGCGCCAGCUACCGGCUGCUGGGGCUGGUGUCCCUGGCGCACCUGGCGCUGGCCGCCGGCCUGCAGCUGCUCGCCCUCCGGCAGAGACGUCGCGCCCGCCGCGACGGGAGGCUGCCCCGAGGCCUGGCCCACCGCAGGAGCCACGCGGAAGACAGAGCGGCCCCCAGGGGCUCCCUGUGCACGCUGUGUCUGGAGGAGCGCCGGCACCCCACGGCCACGCCCUGUGGCCACCUCUUCUGCUGGGAGUGCGUCACCCAGUGGUGUGACACCAAGACGGAGUGCCCCCUGUGCAGAGAGGCGUGCCCGCCGCAGAAGCUCGUCUACCUGCGCCACUACCGCUGACCCGGCCCGGCGCGCCGCCGCCUCACCUGUCUGGCCCCGAGACCGCGCCAGCAGGGCGGGGGCAGCUGCCGGACCCGGCUGCACCGGCGGGCAGUGCCAGGGUCCGGAGGCCCCGCACUCCCCCCGUGCGCACCUUAGGACAGCGGCUCCUCGGGAAUUUCUGGUUUGGACGCGGCCUGGGCUUCCCUCCCGUCCCCACCGCCAGGCCAGGAACGCCAGGCAGGCCGGGCCUGGCUGGGCCAUUUGUGAGGAGAAAGGGAUCCCGGCCUCGGGUACCUGCCGGAAAGGCCGCUGUGGCCACUGGCCAGAGAACAGCGGUCACUCCAGGCGUUCCCGAGACCCGAGGCGGCUGCUGGCCGAGGCGGCGGGGCCCCACCUCCACGAGCCCUCAGGGACGCCGGCAGCUGCAGGCCCGGAGCGAUGCUCAGACCGCAGAGCCCUGACCAGGGCCACGGGGCAGGGGCAGCCCCCGGGCCACAGGGCCAUCCGGGCCGCGCAGGGCUGGCGUGUUCCAGAGAG
Molecule: messenger RNA, 1491 nt
Organism: Talpa occidentalis (Iberian mole)
Lineage: Eukaryota; Metazoa; Chordata; Mammalia; Eulipotyphla; Talpidae
Gene: PEX10
Product: peroxisomal biogenesis factor 10
Biological process (GO): protein import into peroxisome matrix
Cellular component (GO): peroxisomal membrane
Molecular function (GO): zinc ion binding
Source: RefSeq, a predicted model, not a curated record